AUGGAGAAGAAACGAGGAUUUUUUACUUCCUGUUUGAAUAAUUUGAAAUUGAGGACCUAAUUGAUAAUUUUGGUCUCAAUAAUUAUCCUUGUGAUAGUCUCUUAUGUUCUCUCAGUAAAUCUGAUCCAUUAUUCUUUGCUGAAACAGUAUUUUUCCUAGAUUUCUAAUAAAAUUUUUGCUGAUACCUCCGUUAAAAUCUAAGAGAAAACAAUUAAAUUGUAUGAAGGGUACUUCAACAGAGUCUUUUAUUUAAAUGGAAAUAGUCUCGUUUCCUUUCAUCGAUUGUAUCAUAUGACUAAAAAGUAAGUAAAACUGCACUCCUUACAACUUGAUACGGAUUACUAAAUGCUGUAUGGAGGCAUAAAUUAAAUACCAGAUCCGAUAAGAAUAGUUAAAGGCUAUGGCAGCUCUGACAUCUCCUAUUCUUUUAUGUGUUAUUCCAACAUCACAGCCUUUGAAGAUCCUUUGAGUUUAGAUGAGCUCAUAGGCAUGAAGAUUCAGGAGCAGACUCAAACCUAUGCAUAAAUUCUCUAUCAGGGGAAUAUCUUGAGUUAGUCAUUCUUGUAUUCAUACAUAAUCAGCGAAAAAACCAAUGCUGUUUAUCCAUGUCUUAACAGAGGACAGGGGAUCUACUCUUAUGAUCCGGAGAAGCGAGAAUGGUUUAUCGAGGUCAGAAAUAACUAUAAUAAGAAGAAACCAUAUAACGAAUAUUCAAAAUCUUUCACACAGCCUUAUUUGCUGUUUACAGACAAAAAAAUAGGAUUAUCUUUGGUGCUCCCUAUUGUAGACGAAAAUCUAGAGUUAAUUGGAGGAGUGGGAACCAAUUUUUUGGGAGCAGAAAUUAUUUAAAUUCUUAAUUCCCAAGAAUUUGGAUUUUAAGUCAUUUAUCUUGUAUCAACCUCUGGGAUCAUGAUUAUGCACCCGUAUCAUGUAAGUGUUGACUAACUGCCCCUUUACAUUUACAAUUAAUCCAUCACAGGAUUCAACCAGAGCGAUUGGGAAAGAAUGAACACGCAAUCAUAAAACGAUACGUCCGCAUGUCCAUUCUUGAGUAAACAUUCAUCUUCUUUGUAUUGCCUCUAUAAUAGUCUAUAUGAAUAAGAAAUGAUAAUAGGAAUCUAAGAAAUUCCUGAAUAUUCAAUGAAAUUAAUUAUGUUGUUGAGCAGUAAGGAGUACUAAUAGUUUUACUCACGCUUCUAAGAAGAACUUUAAUAAAAACUAUUAAAUUAAGUGGGACUUCACGUUUUCAUCUUGUUAGCAUUAUUUCUUAUUAUCUGUUUGGCUCUGUACAUCUUUACUUAUACAUUAUUUUAUCCUAUUCAAUAGAUUUAAGCCAUAACCAUUAAUAGGAUACUCUCCAAAAUCAACAAGAAAUCUACAAUGCCCUCAUUUGCUAAUAAAUUUAUGAGCAAAUAAAUUAGUUUAUUGUUUAACUCGCAUUCUGUAGUGUAUGACCAAUUGGAACAAUUGUCAUUUAAUAAAACUACAAUAUGCACAGAUCUUGAAAACUUCAAAUAUCCAAAAAGAAAAUUGUCUAUAAGAAAUUUGUCGAAAAGAAGAUUAUUGCCAAAAGAAAAUAAUUUGGUGAAUUAAAGUGGAUAGAAAUAAUAAUAACAAAACGAUGUAAUUGAACCAGAAACAAUUACUAAAGAAAUGAUAAUUACAUUUCUAAAAAUCUCAAAAUAUUCUACCUGA
This is a messenger RNA of Paramecium tetraurelia, 1695 nucleotides long. RefSeq lists its product as uncharacterized. The record is from RefSeq and is a predicted model, not a curated record. Lineage: Eukaryota; Ciliophora; Oligohymenophorea; Peniculida; Parameciidae. The transcript has 4 exons.